AUGCAUAGACAGACCGAUAGCUCACCUCCACUACUCCAAUAUUUUCGCCGCUUUAGCCCUACCGGCAAUCGCACCGUUCAGCCAAGUGUCAACAAUCUAGACAGCUUGUCUGUUGCUCGCUUACUUACUCCGGCUGCACACUCCAACGGCCUGCCAACACCUGUACUUGGCUUCUUCAGAGAUGCCCAGAGCUCAGAGAAUUAUUCUAAACCGCGAGCGGCCAGGCCAAGCGAUACACACUCUGCCUUUCUUGGACCUUCUUCACAUCCGGCUCUUACAACCCCUAGGACAAAAGGAUAUAAGAGGCGUAGUGUGAAAUGUUCUAUACGCUUUUGCUCCUCAGAGGCAUCCAGAGAACGACCACGCAAUGUGGCUCAAGUCUCUCAACAGAUCAGAGAGUUAUGCGCAAAUCGAACUAAUGAUGCCUACCAGCAGACCACUCGCAGAACUACAGAAUGCUUUCUGGCGCCCUUCCAAGCCAACAUCGAUGAAACAAUCUGUGCGUCGCCGUAUGACUAUACCAUGUCAUUGCCAGGCAAAAGAACUAUUCCAAAGUUCAUAGGUGCGCUUCAAGAUUGGCUUCAUGUUCCUCUCACGUCCAUGAAGAUCAUCGAAAACAUCGCAACAGAUAUGGUUAAUGUAUCUCUAAUGCUAGAUGAUAUCCAGGACGGCUCCGAGCUUCGACGGGGAUUCCCAGCCGCUCACGUCAUAUAUGGCUGUAGCCAAACGAUCAACAGCAGUACAUACAUCUUAGUCAAGGCUGUCGAACGCCUGCAGCGACUCAAGAAUGAAGAAUGUCGCGUUGUGUUUUAUGAGGAAUCGCGGAAUCUUUGCGUAGGCCAGGGGUUUGAUCUCUAUUGGCGCCAUCAUGUGCAGUGCCCUUCAGUGGAUGAUUACAUUACAAUGGUCGACAAUAAGACUGGAAGCUUUUUCAGGCUAGCAACUCGGCUGAUGGUAGCGGCGGCUCCAAGUUCCUUUGGUUCAGCAGAACUUUUUCAACUUGUGAGUUUAAUGGGGAGGUAUUACCAGAUCCGAGAUGACUAUCAGAAUCUAGCUUCUGACGAGUAUGCUGCUAAAAAGGGUUUCUGCGAUGAUCUAUCCGAAGGAAAAUUCUCCCUCCCGUUAAUACACUUUCUUCAACAUGCCCCAUCGCAAAAAGCAGACCAAAUUCGUGGCCUGAUAUUUCAUCGCCACCAAGGGGCCGGAUCACCCUUAAAAAGCACUCUUAGCAUCGAAACUAAACAGUGGAUACUCUCCGAAAUUAAGAAAGUGGGAAGUUUGGAAUACGUUCACGAUAUUUUGGACGACAUGCACGAGGCGAUGUCACGAAUGCUGGACGGCUUGGAGAGCGAUCUUGGGAAAAAUGUGAAGUUAAACGCCUUAUUGGCUGGCCUUAAGCUUUGAUCCCGUUUCCGUCUAUGUCUUCAGGGUUCACAUGUCGUUCGGCUUUGAAGGAAGUCGCCCCUGCAAUUACGAGGCACCGCUAUACGCCAGACCUUGCUGACAAAGAGCCAUACUGAGGUGCGAGGGCCAACUGGAAUAUAUCAAAAUGGCCAGGCUGGGGAAUUAACCGAUAAGAAUACGUGCCAGAUCUCUAUGAAAAUCUUCCCAUUCUCCGGAGUCGCAUGCUGUUCAGGGGUCUGCCCCCGUUUCACAUUGGUACCGACAUUACAAAUGGGUUUAGUUUCUCUUUUGGUUUGAAUACGCUAUUGUCUAACAGGAUUGCACGGUCGAAAUGUUGAAGAGAAAAGAUUUUUGGCAUUGUGCUGGCUGCAUGCAACCACUAUACACCCUUUG
Messenger RNA from Coccidioides posadasii C735 delta SOWgp, 1797 nucleotides. NCBI's taxonomy places the organism in Eukaryota, Fungi, Ascomycota, Eurotiomycetes, Onygenales, Onygenaceae. The record is from RefSeq and is a predicted model, not a curated record.